AUGAGUCAUCCUGUUUCUUUGUAUCUUAUUGUCAAUGACCUUGUGAACGAAGCGGUUAUAGUGCAAUUGAUCUCUCACCAAUUAUUAAGCCUGCAUGGAAUAACGAAUCACCUCAGACUCGAUCUUAAUAUGGCUAGAGAAGCUUAUCAGCAAUAUAAAAGCGUAGUAGACCAAUCGCAACAGAUAACUUCGCUAUCGCAAAAUAUCGCUGCUAUCUCAUGUGUUGUCAUCACAAUCGUCGCCGUCGCAAAUAUUGUCAUUACACCAAUCGCAAAUGUCGUUACCGUUACAAUCGUCACAAUCAGAACAAGAAAUCUUCUCUCUGUCUCGAGCACUUUAUUAUCUCACGACAUGGCUUGUAGCUCAGCAAAUAUACCUAAGAUUAUAAUAUCUCCACAAAUUCUUAAUCGUCUUCUUAUUUAUAAUGCUGUGGGCGAAAUUAAUACCCAUCGUCAACCGUAA
Molecule: messenger RNA, 462 nt
Organism: Ambispora leptoticha
Lineage: Eukaryota; Fungi; Glomeromycota; Glomeromycetes; Archaeosporales; Ambisporaceae
Source: the annotation of a GenBank genome assembly